This is a messenger RNA of Exophiala oligosperma, 2642 nucleotides long. RefSeq lists its product as hypothetical. Lineage: Eukaryota; Fungi; Ascomycota; Eurotiomycetes; Chaetothyriales; Herpotrichiellaceae. Gene Ontology annotation, molecular function: protein serine/threonine kinase activity; ATP binding. The record is from RefSeq and is a predicted model, not a curated record. Gene Ontology annotation, cellular component: nucleus; cytoplasm. The transcript has 3 exons. Bases 643 to 1758 code for a protein of 371 amino acids. Gene Ontology annotation, biological process: endocytosis; signal transduction; peptidyl-serine phosphorylation.
CACCACCUGCGCCCGCGCUAAUCCUGCACUGGUGCUGUGUCCUCCUCCUCCUCGCUCCUCCUUCCGCGACCUCUGUCUGAAACCUGACCUUCUCUCUUGUCCCUUCCCUUCUCCCUCACUCUCCUCCUCCCAAUCCCUCUAUCUGUAAAUCUGUCGACUUUUCUCGGUCUCGUUGACCAGCUGAAAAGACUCGUGAGCAGACGACUCACUUGUCAUCAGGCCAACGAUUUCCAAUCGGUUUGACCUCUUCCUGCACCAGGUUAGUCAUCUUCCUGUCACGCUGCCGAUAUCACCUGCGUUUGCCCAGCCCACACCGGUUCGGCCUCAACCUCAUCCUUCCCUGCACUUCACGAUCAAUCAUUUUCAUCUUCUUUCAUCAUUCUCACCUUCACUGAUAUUCCUUUGACUGCCUCACGGUCCACCCGUGAUUCUGCUUCACUUUUCACAGAGUGGUUCACCGCCCUUGAAGGCCUGGCUGGCUAACCUUGAAGCCAAUGAUAACAGGUUGAGAUCGACACCACCAUCUACCCCCACUCACAACGAAAACAUCAAACGCUCGAAUAUAUCUCAACAAUCCCUUUCUUACUUCGAUAGCCACCUCGAACGAUCCUGCAGCCGAUUUGCUGCUCUCCUCGAUUCAAAAUGACGACAAUGGAUUUGCGUGUCGGUAACAAGUACCGCAUUGGACGAAAGAUCGGUAGCGGUAGUUUCGGCGAUAUCUACCUGGGAACAAACAUCAUUUCGGGUGAAGAGAUCGCCAUCAAGCUCGAGUCGGUCAAAGCCAAACAUCCCCAACUCGAGUACGAAGCCCGUGUCUAUAAGUCUCUCGCUGGUGGUGUCGGCAUCCCGUUCGUCCGCUGGUUCGGUACAGAAUGUGACUACAAUGCUAUGGUUCUCGACUUGCUUGGACCAAGCUUGGAGGAUCUGUUCAACUUCUGCAACCGCAAAUUCUCUCUCAAGACCGUCCUCUUACUGGCCGACCAGCUCAUCUCUCGAAUCGAGUACAUUCACGCCAAGUCUUUCAUCCAUCGUGAUAUCAAGCCCGACAACUUCUUGAUGGGAAUUGGUAAGCGUGGAAACCAGGUCAAUGUUAUUGACUUCGGUCUGGCCAAAAAAUACCGCGACCCCAAGACCCAUUUCCAUAUCCCGUACCGUGAGAACAAGAACUUGACUGGUACGGCUCGUUAUGCAUCCAUCAACACUCACUUGGGUGUCGAACAGUCUCGUCGUGAUGAUAUGGAAUCUCUGGGCUAUGUCAUGCUCUACUUUUGCCGUGGCUCUCUCCCAUGGCAAGGUCUCAAAGCUGCCACCAAGAAGCAGAAGUACGACCGUAUCAUGGAGAAGAAGAUGACCACCCCCACUGAGGUUCUUUGCCGAGGCUUCCCUAACGAGUUCGCCAUCUACCUCAACUACACCCGCUCCCUCCGCUUUGACGACAAGCCUGACUACUCCUACCUCCGAAAGAUCUUCCGUGAUCUGUUUGUCCGAGAGUCCUUCCAAUAUGACUACGUCUUUGACUGGACCGUCUACAAGUACCAGAAGAAUGCUCAGGCCAUUGCUCAGGCAGCCGGAAACCAGCCAGCCCAAGAGGAAGAGGAGAAGCCCCGCCGACACACUGGAACUGCAGCCGCUACCGGUGUCCCGACUCCGCAACACACUUCGACUCAAGGCAAGCCAGCAGCCAUUUCCAGCUCCCGCCGCAAGGUCAUCGAACGCGGCACCAGCGGCAACGACCAGGGAGGAAGUGACAGGAUGUGAGUACUGAAUACCUUAUGGUUCCGUUCUUCGACGUUAGGCUUCGUUCUGGCACAAGGAUAACCACUGGUAACGGCGAUUAUCGUUGAAACAGAAUGACGGCUUCGUGUUGUUCACACUGAACCUCUUCUCUCUCUUCUGAAGACUCUCGUCUUCUAGACAAACAACAAUUGGGCAUGUCGGAUCCCGCUCGGGGUUUGCUCUAGCACAUGGCAAAUCCGUAACGAGUGUAUGUGACACGCGGACUUUCUUAUCUUGAUGGCCUCUCUGCUCAAUACGACAUGCAAGCACCAUGAACGACAAUCUAUGACUUAUGGCAUACCAUCGAAUGCUUCAUGAGCAGAUUCUUUUGCAUGCGAUAUCAGACAUCAACAACGAAGUUUCAGCGACAUACGACCGCACAGCACCGCUCGUGCUGAACACCAAUGCAGUAAACAUGACUCUCGACAGUCUCAAUCUGCCACCCCGUCAAGGCCGGAUUUGGGUUCUUGACCUUUUUUGUUUCACAAUCACCAACGACCAAUCCUAACAUCUCAGCACGUUUUCCUUGUUUUGUUUUGUUUUUGGCUUCACAACACACGCAAAGAAAAAAAAAGAGUUCUGGUUCAUCAACGGAGGAAAGGGGAAGAGGGAAGAAGUGAAGUCCUCUGGCUCGAAACCAACGGCACGAUGCUGUGUGAGGGUGAAAUUGCAUCUCGAAGCACAGCGGUUGGGAUGGUAGGCAGAGGAGCCCAAUGGGACAUGGCGAUGGACUUGUUAGGGGCAGCUUCUGGGGAGGUUCUAUGACCAGUUAACUCGAGUGCUUUGGCAAGGCUACAUAAUUAGUGAUAAGCAAGGCAGCUUCGGCUCAGUAGCUCUUAGUCCAAAAUGAUAUCAAUGUGCUAAAA